Molecule: messenger RNA, 327 nt
Organism: Guillardia theta CCMP2712
Lineage: Eukaryota; Cryptophyceae; Pyrenomonadales; Geminigeraceae
Exons: 3
Coding region: 1-327 (108 amino acids)
Biological process (GO): modification-dependent protein catabolic process; protein ubiquitination
Cellular component (GO): cytoplasm; nucleus
Molecular function (GO): ubiquitin protein ligase binding; protein tag activity
Source: RefSeq, a predicted model, not a curated record
AUGGUGAAGUCGAAGAUUCAGGACAAGGAGGGGAUCCCUCCUGAUCAGCAGCGUCUCAUCUUUGCUGGCAAGCAGCUCGAAGACGGUCGAACUCUGGCAGACUACAACAUUCAGAAAGAGUCGACGCUGCACUUGGUCCUGCGCCUUCGAGGAGGAUGCUGGAUGUUUACAAUCACUAUCCUGAUCAUCAUCUUUAUCGCUAUCCUCAUGAGGUACUCGUAUGACUCUCUCGCACUCCUCUCACUCCUUCUGCAGCUUCUGCACGUGCGGAUGCUCUCUGGUUAUCAUACCGUUCCUCGUUCCCUUCCUCUUCAUCCUUCCAUGUGA